Molecule: messenger RNA, 4832 nt
Organism: Dicentrarchus labrax (European seabass)
Lineage: Eukaryota; Metazoa; Chordata; Actinopteri; Moronidae
Product: high-affinity choline transporter 1
Exons: 8
Coding region: 84-1754 (556 amino acids)
Biological process (GO): choline transport; transmembrane transport; acetylcholine biosynthetic process
Cellular component (GO): plasma membrane
Molecular function (GO): choline:sodium symporter activity
Source: RefSeq, a predicted model, not a curated record
UCAUGCAGCAACAGGGAGGGAUAUGCUGUAUCAUCCAUCCCGGCAGACGCUCGCUCCUUUAGUCGCACUCCUGCAGCUCCAUCAUGGCUCUCAACAUCCCCGGAGUGGCUGUCAUGAUGUUCUUCUACCUGCUGGUCCUCGGGAUCGGCAUAUGGGCUUCCAUCAAGUCCAAAAAGGAAGCCAAGAAGGGCCAGGGGGAUAAGACGGAGAUGGCGCUGCUGGGCAACCGGGGCAUCAACCUGGUGGUCGGCAUCUUCACCAUGACAGCCACGUGGGUUGGAGGUGGAUUCAUCGUGGGCACAGCAGAGGCAGUGUACAACCCCUCCAUGGGACUGAUCUGGGCCGUAAUGCCAAUCGCAGCAACCCUGUGUUUCAUCAUUGGUGGCCUGUUCUUCGCUGAGCCGAUGAGAAACAAUAAAUAUGUGACCAUGAUGGAUCCUUUCCAGAUCAAGUAUGGAAAAGUACCAACGGCUGCUCUUUCGUUGGCUUCACUGGUAUCGGAGAUUAUGUGGGUGACAGGAACACUCAUAGGAUUAGGUGUAACUAUGAGUGUAAUCUUGGAUUUGUCCUACACUGUGAGCAUCUGGAUUUCUGCUGCUGUGGCCAUUACCUACACCCUGAUGGGAGGUCUCUACUCUGUGGCCUACACCGAUAUCAUACAGCUCAUCCUCAUUUUCAUCAGCUUGUGGCUGUGCGUUCCCUUCGCUCUGAUGAGCCCCGGUGUGUUGGACAUCACUGAGACAGCAUACAACCACACCUUCCAGUCUCCGUGGGUUGGCACUCUGGAGGCAGACAGAGCCUGGAGGUGGAUCGAUAACUUUCUACUUCUGGGUUUGGGGAACUUGGGUCUUCAGAACUUUCACCAGAGGACGCUGUCAGCGGCCUCCUCAGCUACAGCCAAGAUAACCUGCUUCGCUGCUGCGUUCAUCGUCCCCACAUUAGGCAUCCCUCCCAUACUCCUCGGCGCAGUGGCUGCAUCAACAAACUGGAACUUGACUUCUUAUGGUUCUCCUUCUCCAUUUGAACGUGGGGAGACCGGACUUAUCCUGCCCAUCGUCCUGCAGCACCUUACCCCAACCUACAUCUCCAUCAUCGGUAUUGGGGCGGUGGCCGCCGCUGUGAUGUCAUCCACGGACUCGGCCUUACUGUCUGCAGCCUCCAUCUUCACCUCCAACAUCUAUAGGAACAUCCUGAGGCCACAGGCGUCAGAGCAGGAGAUCCAGUGGGUGAUCCGGGGCUCAGUGGUGGUGGUGGGUCUGGCCGGUACAUCUCUCACCUUCCUGGACAACAGCGUCCUGAUGAUCUGGAUGCUUCGAUCCGACCUCACCUACACCCUCAUGCUGCCGCAGCUCGUCUGCGUGCUCUUCUUCAAGAUCUCCAACGGUUACGGGGCCGUUCUGGGCUGCGUGGUGGGCGUACUGUUGCGGGUGUUGUGCGGGGAGCCGCUGCUUGGGAUACCUGCUAUUCUUCAAUUCCCAGGAUGCAUUCUGGUAAAUGGUGUUUACAUCCAGCGCUCCCCGAUUAGGACCAUCUGCAUGCUGUCUGCUGUGGUGUCCAUCUUGUUGUUCUCCUAUCUGGCAUCUCUUCUCUUCAACAAAGGACUGAUUCCUGAAAAAUGGGAUGUUUUUGACGUCAAAGCUCAGUACUCAAUACAAACACAAGGUGGCACCAAAUCCAGCACCAUAAAUGAGAACUUGAAAGAACAAAAUGAGAACAAUGAAGUGUGUGAACCUAUGUUAGAAUCAACAUUUUAAGUAAGAAAUAUCAUUUGAAAUACAUUAUUAGACAUUUUCCAUCAGCAUGGACUGGUUUAGGAACAAAUAUAUGUUAUGUGUAAUUACAUACUUUAAAUAGUACAGUAUAUUUUGAAUUUUUGUAUACUUUUAUAUACAGCGUAAAUGGAAAAAUGCUCUUUGUCAUUAUAAGAGCUCAACAUUUUCUCUGCAAUUUUUUGCAGCAGUGUUACCUUAAAAUGCCCCCCACUCACCCUCACCAGGAAUGCAAUGCUCACAAUUGUUUCUCACUCUUGUUUUUAGCAACAUUUUGUAGGUUGACCAUAACUCAAAAGUGCUGCUGUUGAUUGAACUUUAGUUUCUUGUUCAUAGAGAUGAAGGAGGGCUGUUUAUGCUCUCACAUAUUCUUGAAGCAGAGCUAUGCAGCUGUCAAACACUGACAUUCUGAUGCAGGCUUACUGUACCCUCAGAGUGCACAGUGCAGCUGUAAUAUGUUAAAUGAAAUAUCAGAAUACCUAUUGGCAAGCACUUAAAAUGUAAAGAUUUUGACCGAGAUCAGGACCAAAAAUAAAACUUUCUGCCACACCUCUGGGCUUGGUCGUGGUUGCAGCAGGCUGAGCAAUGUAGUCCAGUUGUCCCUCAUUCCAGCAACAUUUUCUAGCUCCACAUGGGUGAUCGAUCCCAAGGCGUUCCCAAGCACCAGAUGAGAUAUAUAAUCUCCAAUGUGUUCUGGGUCUACCUUAGGGUCUCCUACCAGUUAGACAUGCCUGGGAAAACUUCCAAAAGGAAGGCGCCCAGGAGGCAUCCUGAUCAGAUGCCAAACCACCUCACUGGCUCCUUUCCAUGGGAAGGAGCAGUGGCUCUACUGUGACCUCCCUCUGCAUAUCUGAGCUCAUUCUCUAUCUCUAAGGGUCAGCCAAUCCACCCUAGAGAGCGAUCUCUAUUAUCAAAAUUGUCAAAGACAAAAUAAAAGUCGCUUAAUGAAGAGGCCGGUGAGGCUCAUUAUGUAAAUCCACUCCUUCAGUCCAUAGUAUAGCAGGCUUUUGCGUUUAAAGGACCAGUGUGUAGGAUUAAGCGGCAUCUAAUGGGGCGGUUGCAGAUCACAAUGCCCUCAUUUCACCCUCCCAUUCCAAGCAUGUAGGAAAAACUACAGUGGCUGUGAAACUUGCAAAAAACACAAAAGGCCCUAUCUAUAGCCAAUGUUUGGUUUGUCUGUUCUGGGCUACCGUAGAAACAUGGCAGACUCCAUGGAAUAUGGAAUGUUCAGGUGAUUAUACAACCGAUCCUCCUGAAUGUAUGACCAGGCGUUAAUACUGCUGACAUACAGCACCACCAUUGAAUGAAUACAGAGAAAAAACAGCAGGGCUGCUGUUACAACCCAAUGAGGCCAACGGAUUGAUCUGAUUAUGGGGUACUCAGGGCCAAGCAAAACAGAUUACAUGGAAGCAAAGGGGCUUCAGUGAGAUGAGCUUUUUAACGUAAUCAAUUAAUUUGAAAUAAACCUCCUGUCUUUUCCAUUACCAUUCUUUUCUUUACACAUGCGCAUUAUUGUUUUAUUGUCUUGAAGGAGACCGACCACAGUGAAUACAGCCUGAAAUAAUGGCUGUGGUCACUGGUCUGCUCCACUUGAAACACAACACCCACAAUGUGAUAUGUCUCUGUUAUUGUUUUAAACACUAUCUAGAGAGAUGACUUUAAAGUGUACACAAUGUAAAUUCACAGGGCACAGUUGAUGAGAGGGGAGUCAUUUUAUGUUUUAUAUGUUUUAAGUAAUAUUUCAAGGCCCAAGAACAACCUCAGGAUCAAUGUGAAGGACAUCUCUCCUAUAAGAGGACUGUGCUCCUAACUCAGAUCAGUGUCAUUGGUGCUGAAGAUAAUAAGUAAAAUAUUGAUCAUGGGAGGAUAAGACCUAUGUUAACAAUUAUGACAAUUUCCCUUUAAGCAUUGCUCACUCAUCUCUACUGACUGAUGGCAUAACUAAGCACUAAGUGAUGAGCGAGUACACCAUUGCUUACACUCAAAGCCAGAAAUCUCCACAUUCGUAAUACGUAAAGCUACCAAUUUUACAAACAAUUCCUUGAACUUGCCAGUCAUGGGCAGAGGCUAUUUUUAAUGUAUUUUUUCAUUUUCAUUUUCAGCAUAUAUGACGUGUUUUCCAACAUAAAAGCCUUUAUUAAGAAACUAUAUUUUGACAAAAGCUAUUUAGUUAUUGAUCAGAACUAAGCAAGAAAAAAAGUUCUCUCAGCUAUUUGGGCCAAAAAAUGGUUUGUACUAAUAUGAAAAUGAGCAUGUUUAAUUAGACCUCGUCUAAUUUGCAUAAUUUAAUCAUAAAUCAUACAAAAAAAGUCUUGUAUUUGGGUGUAUAUUGAUUCUAAUGAAAUAAAAACCUUUUGGAAUAUUUUCUCCCCCCUAUUCCCGGGUGAUGCCUGGUCUUAAAUUUCUACAGUCCUCUAAUUUAGUUCAACUUCUUUUUUUUUUUAUAGUACUGUGCUGGGUUAGGCUUGUAUUUGUCAACAUCUACAUGACUUAUAGACCCUUAAUUCUGACAGAAUUUGUCCUUGAAAAGUGCUUGAAUGUAUCAUUACAAAGAGCGCCAACCCUGUAAUUAAGACACAUAAUUUUAUGAGGACAAACAUGGAUACAAUAAGUUUUGGAAUGAAACCAUUCACUUGUUUAAGUCCACGGAACUAAACCUGACUCCAUGUAUGUCCGAGCUCAUGAUGACACACAAAAAUAACCGCCCUCUGCUUGAUAAUUUAACACAGGACUGUAUGGCAUGCUAGCGCUGUGACAGAUGUCCGUACUGUCCUCUGAUGUCCGCGUCAUAUCUAAGUCUAUAUGAGGUGGCAUCUCGCUCCUGACUUGUCUGUGUGCCAACAGCUCUAGUGGAACAAUCGUCCCACAGGACAGGGUAACACGGACUGAGAUAAAGGUGUUCUAUAAUAAGACUACACAAGCAAGUGCUGCUGUCACAAGGACGCUGCUGUGGCUGCUUCCUGUGUCCUUUGUCUGUAUGUUGAUGGUUACGUUGGUGGUGAAGUUAAGACUAAGGUUACUCCUUGACCUUGAAAUAAAAUUUUUGUUCCUUUGGAUGUUCAA